Messenger RNA from Jaminaea rosea, 1150 nucleotides. Its product is annotated as S-adenosyl-L-methionine-dependent methyltransferase. The transcript has 3 exons. Bases 479 to 1150 code for a protein of 223 amino acids. NCBI's taxonomy places the organism in Eukaryota, Fungi, Basidiomycota, Exobasidiomycetes, Microstromatales. The record is from RefSeq and is a predicted model, not a curated record.
CAGCCGCAUUACCCCUUUGACGCGCCUGCCCUGGAAUAUUGGUGGCCAAACGUCGAUUACCGGUCGUUGCAGAAACGCAAUCCGCCGUCUGCUCCGGCCACUAUAUUCCGACUCUCUUAGCCCAUUGUCAUUGUAGUGCGCCGAAAGCCCGUUGCCGGGCCUCUUGCACCUCUUUCUUCCUCUCCCUUGCCAUUUGUCAGGAUACACGACAUCCUCCUUGGGGACUCGGCGACACUCACUCCAUCUUCGCUUGCCAGAAGAGAAGCCGGGCCGUACGACCACUCUGCUUGGCAGGGACGAGCUGGCUCUCGUCUGUCUUUGCUUCACAUCUCCUCUGCUAGGCUGGGGCUGGCUGGACUGGAUCAUUCCGGAGCGUAGAGGUCUCUACACGUAGGACAGUUUACAUACACGCAGGAGGUGUCGUCGCCUCUUCGGGAUCACUUCACUCCUCAUCGUCACAACUGCCUGCUCCUUCAGCAUGGACGUUACGACUCUAGAUGACCUACAGACGAGGGAAUACUGGGACUCGCGGUACGCCCAGGAGGGUGCUCAAAUGACGUACGACUGGUUCAAGAGCUGGCCAGAGCUCGAGUCUCAUCUUCUCCCCCACAUAGGAGACAAGAGCGCUCGUGUUCUGGAGCUAGGCUGCGGCAACUCCACCAUCACUCCUGCACUCUACUCUCUGGGCUUUCAUCAAGUCACCUCGCUCGAUUUCUCUUCCACCGUAAUCGAACAGAUGCGGGGCAAGCAUCCUGAGAUCAACUGGGUCGAGAUGGACAUACGAGAGAUGAUCGAAAAGGACGGAGAGCUGGGGGGAGCUGCGAGCUGGGACGUUGUGCUGGACAAGGGGACUCUGGAUGCUCUGGUGGCUGAGAAGGGAAGCGUGUGGGAUCCUAGUGAACGGGUCAGGGAGAACGCGAGGAGGGAAAUCGAUGCCGUGCUGCAUCUCCUUCGUCCAGGCGGUCGCUUUCUAUACAUGACCUGGAUGAGCAGGCCUCUGCGCAUGCCCUUCCUCGAGAGAGCCGAGUGGAAGAUUGAAGUCUUGCCCGUCAAUGAUGGCAAUGGCCUCGACUACUACCUCUACGUCUGCACUAAGCACGGGGAGGCUUCGGUGGCGGACGCAGCAGCAGCUGGCGAGGGUACCCCGUAA